Fusarium venenatum is the source of this 2307-nucleotide messenger RNA. RefSeq lists its product as uncharacterized. Lineage: Eukaryota; Fungi; Ascomycota; Sordariomycetes; Hypocreales; Nectriaceae. Gene Ontology annotation, molecular function: inositol hexakisphosphate 3-phosphatase activity. The record is from RefSeq and is a predicted model, not a curated record.
AUGACCAGCAGGACUCGAGAUGGCUCUUCACCUAGUGUCUAUACCUACCUAACAAUCAUGGUUGGUUCUGGCUUGAUUGGUCUGUUGGCCGUCGCCUUUCAGAUAUCCUUUGCAAAGGCGGUGGAAGUUGACGUCAAAGUCGAUGCCUAUACCAGCACAGUUGAAUCAGACUGGACAGCUGUUUACUACUCGGAUCGCAACCCUCUGCUCAUUGGAAACGAUGGAGGACCGGAUAAGGGAGGUUUUCACGUCUACGACCUCACUUCCAAAUCUCCCCUACGAGAAGUGACGGCUCAAACACCAGGUCGCAGCAAGCUUGUCACUACAGUGUACGAUGUGGAUGACAAAGAUGUCCUGGUUACAAUUGCGCAGCCAGAUUCUGUGCUUCGUUCGUACGAGAUGCCAGAAUUUAAACAGAUCAAAGAUGCAGACUUUAAAGUGCUGGGUGAUUGGUCUGCGCUAUGCAGUUGGAAGAGCCCUGCUGGGAAUGACUACGUCUAUUUAUUUGGAAAGGGACAAGCAGUUCAAUUAUUGUUACGAGAGACUAAAAAGUCACUUGAGUUUGUUGAGAUCCAAACAUUUCCCACCGACUUUGAGACAUCUGGCUGUGCUGCGUCACGUUCUGAGUCGCGCAUGUACAUCUCAACAGACGAUGACAAGAGCGUUUAUUCAUUCUCUCUCAUAGAAUCUACGAACACACCCAAAAUCACCAAGGUUGGCAAGGCAGAAGACAACGUAACCGGCCUGGCUGUCUACGUACCCAAGAAGGGCUCAGAUUAUCUGUUUGUUGCCCAAACAGAAAAAAUUGCCGUCUAUGAUCAAUCAUUCAAGCUCAAGGGAACUUUGUCUUUGAUCGGAUUCGAGGACAUUGAAGUCCAGGGUCUGAACAUUUACCAAGGAUCAACGGACAAGUAUCCUGCGGGUGCUCUUACCUACGCCAUCGAGUCAGAAGAGGUCAACGGCUUUGGUGCAUCAUCGCUCGAAACAGCCUUGAAGAAGCUCAAGAUCGAGUCUAACACAAAGUAUGAUCCAAGAAAGCUCAAGAGUGAGUCCGAAAAGGAGCCAAUUUGCAAGACAUGCGAUGGCAACGGAUACUGCAUCAAGGACAAGAAGCAAAAGUGUGAGUGCUUCUCUGGCUUCUCUGGAAAGACUUGCAGCAGUUUCACUUGCGUCGACAACUGUUCCGGUCAUGGAAAGUGUGUGGGUGCAAACAAGUGUAAAUGCGACAAGGGAUGGGGAGGUCUGUACUGCUCAUUCCUCCUCGUUGAGCCAACAUACGAGACAGAGUCACGACUCGGUGAUGGAGACGAUCCUGCCAUCUGGGUAUCUCCUGAGGGCCCAGAAAAGUCUCGUAUCGUUACCACGAUGAAGUCCGGUGAAGAGGCUGGUCUCAGUGUGUUUGAUCUCAAGGGCAAUCUAGUUCAGACUUUUGCUGCGGGCGAACCGAAUAAUGUGGAUAUGAUUUAUGGCUUCAAGGCGGGUGAUCGCAAGGUUGAUCUUGCUUUUGCUGCGUGUCGAGCUGAUGAUACUUUAUGUCUUUUUGAAAUGCUUCCCAAUGGAACACUAACCGAUAUCCCCGGCGGCUCUCAUCCUGUUGUUGAAGAUUACAGUGUUUAUGGCUCGUGUACAUACCGUUCACCAAAGACAGGAAAACAGUAUCUCUUCGUCAACGAAAAAUCCGCACGAUAUCUUCAAUACGAACUCACUUCCACAUCUGACGGAGAACUCCAGACGAAGCUUGUGCGAGAGUUUCAAGGCGGUAGCGGCGGACAGGUCGAAGGAUGUGUCACCGAUGAAGAAAAUGGCUGGAUUUUCCUCGGCGAGGAGCCUUCUGCUCUGUGGCGAUAUGGUGCCGAGCCAAACUCCAAGGAUGAGGGACUUGUUAUCGGCAAGGUGGGUGAUGGAAAGCUCUACGGAGACGUCGAAGGCGUAACGCUUGUCUAUGGGUCAAACCCCGAUGAGGGAUACAUCCUAGUAUCCUGCCAGGGCGUCAGCGCAUACAACGUCUACCGCCGGGCCGAGCCUCACGAAUACGUUACAACAUUUACUCUCGUUGAAUCAUCUAACGGAAAUAUCGAUCCUGUAUCCAACACAGAUGGCAUAACAGCCGUGGGAACAGCACUAAACAAGGAUUUCCCUCAUGGCUUGGUCGUAGUACACGACGAUGCUAAUCAGCUACCAAACGGGAAGACCAGCGCAGAGGCAAGCUUCAAGAUGGUUAGCCUUGAGAAGAUCCUCGGGUCCAAGGUUCUGGGGAAGGAGGGUCUACUGGACCAAGUUGACAAGAACUGGGAUCCUAGAAAGUAA